AUGAGUAACAACAAGUUGAAUAUCGAUGGUAUCAUGCUCUUUGAGCAACCAUUUGCACGGGUUCCGUACGAGAAUUACCGCAAAGUCUUCCGGACAUCGCAGAAGAACAUAGAAAAGGAGCUGGGCGCAGUGCAAACCAUUUCUGCGGACUUGGCGAAGCGCGCAAAGGCAAGGAGCAAUAUACCAGAUGACGCAUUGAAGACGGUCGAAGGUAUGAUCACCAGGGUGGAGAACCUCGGUCGCAAGCUGUCAGAUUUGCAAAGCUCCGCUGGAGCUCCUACGCAGAACGUCAUGCGGGAGCGGUUGCAGCACCUUGCAGCCGUCGAAGAUAUGCAGUCUGGUAACAGCCCCGAGUUCGCACGAUGGGCCGACACACGAUUGGACCGCUGGCUGAUCGACUGGGCAUUGCGUAAUGGCAAGGAGAAGACGGCCAGAAUGCUCGCGGAGGAGAAGGGUAUCGAGAGACUCGUAGACAUUGAUCUGUUUUCGGAUAUACGACGCAUUGAAGAGGCAUUGGGAUGUCGAAGCUGUACGGAAGCGCUAGCAUGGUGCAGCGAGAACAAAUCUGCCUUGAGGAAGCUCAAGAACCCGCUGGAGUUUGACCUACGUCUGCAGGAAUAUAUUGAGCUUGCGAGAGCACGAAAGAACAUGGAAGCAAUCACAUAUUCGAGGAAGUAUCUUCUCCCAUGGCAAGACACACAUCUAGCGCAAAUCCAUCAAGCAUCUGCGCUCCUGUGCUUCCCACCCACAACAACAUGUGGUCCGUACAAGCGCCUAUACGACCCUUCACGCUGGGCGACACUCGUCCAGUCGUUCCGCCUCGCCAUCUACAAUCUCAGCACGCUACCGACCGAACCCCUUCUCCACCUCGCGAUGUAUGCUGGGCUCGCAUCGCUACGGCUUCCCGCAUGUUAUGACCCAGAAACCAAGAACAUCGAUUGUCCGGUGUGCGACCCUAACCUCGGCCGACUCGCAGAGGAGGUGCCAUAUAGCCACCACCUCAAUUCGACAAUAGUGUGCCGUCUCACUGGUAAGAUUAUGGAUGCGGACAACAUGCCCAUGGCUUUCCCAGGCCAUGGUCACGUCUAUUCGAAGGAGGCUUUGGAGGAUAUGGCAGCGAAGCAUGAUGGUGUGGUGAUCUGUCCUCGGACCGGCGAGACGUGUAGCUUCGCGGCAUUGCGGAAGGUGUUCAUCUCGUAG
Molecule: messenger RNA, 1200 nt
Organism: Sparassis crispa
Lineage: Eukaryota; Fungi; Basidiomycota; Agaricomycetes; Polyporales; Sparassidaceae
Product: Protein fyv10
Exons: 7
Coding region: 1-1200 (399 amino acids)
Biological process (GO): proteasome-mediated ubiquitin-dependent protein catabolic process
Cellular component (GO): nucleus; cytoplasm; GID complex
Molecular function (GO): ubiquitin protein ligase activity
Source: RefSeq, a predicted model, not a curated record